This is a messenger RNA of Mixia osmundae IAM 14324, 1754 nucleotides long. RefSeq lists its product as uncharacterized. NCBI's taxonomy places the organism in Eukaryota, Fungi, Basidiomycota, Mixiomycetes, Mixiales, Mixiaceae. The transcript has 4 exons. Gene Ontology annotation, cellular component: chromosome, centromeric region; nucleus. The record is from RefSeq and is a predicted model, not a curated record. Gene Ontology annotation, biological process: meiotic chromosome segregation. Bases 36 to 1718 code for a protein of 560 amino acids.
CUCUCUCGCACGACGGUGAGAUCAGCUGAGGCAGCAUGGACGCCAGGCGCCGUUCUGGUGCAGUGUUGACGAUACAACAAGGUCUGACGAUCGCAAACGAUACACUGGACUCGUUUCGACGAAAGCAUGUCAGUCAAAACAGGGAGAUCAUCCACAAGAACUCUGAGCUUCUCCGUACCAACACCGACUUGUCUCGGCAGCUCGCUCAGGUCCAAGCACAGCUCAUGUCCCUCAAGGCGGACAAUCUCAAAUUGGGCGGCAAAGCCUUCCAGCUCGAGAUGCAGCUGUUACUCCAAAAAGACGAGCUCGCGAGAUCACAAACGAAGAUCAGCGAACUGACUCAGGCUGGAAACGGAUCAGUGAUCAGAGUCCCACAGACUGCGCUCAUUCAGCAGUUGCGCAUGCAAUUCGAGGCUGUAUUGACGCAAAUGUCGGAAGCGCAACAUACGUUGCAGCAAGUGAGCCUUCCGGUAGCCUCUCCAUCAGCUAGCCAGCCUAGCGAUGCCGGCGAGCGACAAGCACGACGCGCCUACCUAUCGGCACGAUCAUCAGCUGCUCAAUCGCUCGUCCUGCCACGUGAGGGCCGCACUGUCACACUCACCCAACCAGCCUCGGACCUGCUUGCAUCUGCAGGAUUAGCACAGUCUGCCGACAAGGCGAUCAGAUCAGACAUGCCGCCUUACCCCUACAAGGCGGCUCUGGCUGCUCAACCCGAGCUGGCUCGCUUGCAGGAAGAUCCCAACGAAUCGCUGCUUGCGAAUAGUCAGAGGUCUAGAAGAGCAUCUCCCGCACCGUCCGCUUUACCAGAAACAUCUAUUGCGUCAACAUCGAAUCUAGAUCAAUCAGACCCGACGCUGCCCCCGCUCGAUCUCAGCAGAGUCUCUACGAAGCGCAAAGUGACAAAGACGAGGCGAGUGAGCGGCUUGCUAGGCUCUGUCAGUACACCUCCGCCCGAGCCCGAAUCGCCAUUACCUUCGAGUGAGACGAAUCUGCCAGACCCGACCGAGCACAAGAAAGCACGCAGAAUGCCUAGAGCGAGCAAUAUACCCAUCGAUCUCAUCAUACCCAAUUCGCUCGAUUCACCAGCUCGUUUAUCGCCUCAUCGAUCUCAAGUCGAGAUCAGCAUCGCAAGCCCGCUGGCGCAGGAGGUACGACCUGGCACAAAGCGACCCGUCUCGCCCAUCAAGCAGUCUGUCCACAAGUUCUCACCCGUCAAGCCUGCUACAACACCUCUGCCGCUGCGAGAUGUGACGACGCAAAGGAUCAACCAGACCAAAGACACGCCUGCACCUCUGCUCGCGAACGUCAAAGCGGUUAAGAAAGCGCUGGCGUAUGUAGAAAUAGACGAGGAUGUUAUCGCAGCAAGCCAAGAUGUAGAGCAAGCCGCGGAUGAAGAACCUGAAGAGGCAGAUGAGGCUGAAGCGCGUGAAGGACGAAGAUCGAGAAAGCAAGUCAGCUACGCUCUACCGAGCCUGCGAGCGUUCGUCAUCACAUUGGAACCACAUAUGCACCGCGCUCACAGCAGUAUAUACAGGAAAAUGCGGCAGCCUGAAGGCUACGUGCCCUCCAUCAAGCAUGCGAAGAAGCCUCGACGAACGUCUCAGCUGCACGCAGACCCGAUGCGUCGUGCCUCAAUGGCAUCGUCUCAGGACUUUGAGGACGGACAGUCUCCACCGCAUUCGAGCGCCAGAGAUCUCGGCCUCGAAUAUGCGACAUGAUGUAAAUUCGUGAGGACUAUGCAUGUGCGGGCGUAU